AUGACCUGGGAGAUCAGUGACUUCAGGGUUCGAACCACCACGCCUUCGCAAGAGUCUGAUGUCCUGUAUGCCAAUGGGCGGAUGCAGGUGGCUGUCUGCAUUUCAAUCAAAGCAAUCAACAAAGAUACUGGUACUCGCUAUAAGCUGUCUCAGGCAGAGUUGGAUAGCAGCCAGCUUGUAGACUAUUACAACUCUAGCAAAACGCUGCAGGGUGAUUGGAGCUACUCAUCCCAGGAAAAUGAGUUUACUCACACCCUGGCCGUGGGAAUGUCGGUAUCAGACUCUGCACCGAAAGACACACCAACCUAUGGCUCCUUCGAGGAGGGUCCUCAGGAGAAAUGCUACUGGGUCUCCACAACGAAAGCGGAUAACAAACACAUUGGGGCGUGUAUCACGCAACCCGACGGCACCGUCAUAUCAACCAGCGACCCGGACUACAAAUCGCAGGUCACGCUUACGGGAAAGACGCCCAUAUAUUAUACCACAGAUAAUACUACCCAGGUCUCGAAAGAGACCGAUAGUGGGCAGUACAAGGCAAACCUAGUACGCGGAAGCAGAUCCACACCAGCCGACGGCCAUUGGAAGCAGUAUAAUUACUAUGUCUCGACGAAUGUGCAUCAACUACUGAAAGCAAAUAUUUACGGCUAUGAUGAAUCGGGUAACACGAACCCACAUCACGACAGCCGGAUGUCGCAUUCGUUCGCAUACGCCCCCAACGAUAACUAUUUGAACCUCUGUUUCAUCUGGGAUUACGGGCCACCCUCCAGCACGACAGCAGGUCUUCACUAUGAAGGUACGACAACCGUAGCUGGGCAAAACUACAAAUACAAGGCCGAUGCAUGUGCGAAUAUCGGAGUCAAUCAGCAGGAGAGACACCUAUGUCUAACACACCUUCGAUUCAACGCAGGCGUCAACACUUGGGGUGAUAAGUGGCAUGUUGGUUGCUGGUUUGAGCUCUAUGAUAUAUUUGGAAACACAGGCACAAUGUCUGUGAAGUGGGAUGAUAAGGCCAUUGUCUUCCGCGACGGCAAACCAUGA
Molecule: messenger RNA, 1038 nt
Organism: Uncinocarpus reesii 1704
Lineage: Eukaryota; Fungi; Ascomycota; Eurotiomycetes; Onygenales; Onygenaceae
Exons: 1
Coding region: 1-1038 (345 amino acids)
Source: RefSeq, a predicted model, not a curated record